UGCAAAUACCACACAAGACUAUUUUCACAUCCCGCCAUCCGCUUUCAUUAUCUGUUUAAGGAACUUUUAAAGCCUUGAAGACUGUUUUCUGAGAAGCAGAAUGUUCAUGGAGCUUUUACGCAAGUACCUCUGGUUGUGGGUGAUUCUUGGGAUUAUUUCUGUGUCUGCGGUCAUCGUCUUCUUCUGCGUCUGCAUCAACCGAUGGUUAUCAAGACAAGGCAGACUCAGAAUCACACAGCUUCACAGGAACAAGUCUGACUUAACUAUCAAAAGCAACAAAUACCAGGUUGAGACGCCGCCUUUACCAUCUCGGGCACAGUUUCUCACAGCAGCGGCUCAAAGCUAUGAAAAUCUGGCUGACGAACACGACUAUGAGGAGGCCGAGCCUGUGUGCCAGGUGGCCAUGCCCAAGCACCAGGGGUCCAUGCCCAAACACCAGGAGUCCAUGCCCAAACACCAGGAGUCCAUGCCCAAACACCAGGAGUCCAUGCCCAAACACCAGGUGGCCAUGCCCAAACACCAGGUGGCCAUGCCCAAACACCAGGGGUCCAUGCCCAAACACCAGGGGUCCAUGCCCAAACACCAGGGGUCCAUGCCCAAAUGCCAGGUGACCAUGCCCAAAUGCCAGGAGGCCAUGUCCGAUUACGAGGAGGCGUCGCCCGAUUAUGAGGAGGCGUCGCCCGCUUACGAGGAGGCGUCGCCCGAUUACGAGGAGGCGUCGCCCGAUUACGAGGAGGCGUCGCCCGAUUACGAGAAGGCGUCGACCGAUUACGAGGAGGCGUCGCCCGAUUACGAGAAGGCGUCGCCCGAUUACGAGAAUUCAACACCUGAGUCGUUUGACUACGUAAAGGUGGAGGCUGAGGUGAGGAUUCUUCCUCCACUUUACAGGAAAACAGAUGAAGAAACAGACGAUGCGUCCACUGAAGACUACGACGACAUCGAUGGUGAAGACGAUGAUGAAGAGGAUUACGACGAUUUGGGUUAAAAUGUCGUUUAAAGGGGAGAGAAUAUCCUUUUUAAAUAAUGACUUUUAAUUGGACUUUUUCCUUUCAUAUCUGUAUCCUGCUGAGCAGAGAGAUCAGAACAAAGGUACUUUGACUGUGGUAUUAUUUUAAUAUUAUCCAUGUUUUUUCAGAAAAUAAGAGGCUAUUGAGGCAUUAGCUUAGCCUAGCAUAAAGGCUAAAAGUAGAGGGGAAACCGCUAGCCUGUUAUAUCUACAUGGAAAUAUAUACUGUAUAGAUACUGUAUAGACAGCUCCAUUGUUGUCCAAAAACGAUUGAAAACACACAAAUGGCCUGCACUGUUUCACGGGGGAGCAUGAAAAUAAAACAAGAGAGAUGUAGUUAUUUAAUGUGUGAUUUUAAAGACUAGAGAUGCAGAAAUUAUAAAUAAAGUUUACUGUACAUUGUA
Messenger RNA from Trematomus bernacchii (emerald rockcod), 1410 nucleotides. Its product is annotated as zinc finger protein 768. The transcript is spliced from 5 exons. The record is from RefSeq and is a predicted model, not a curated record. NCBI's taxonomy places the organism in Eukaryota, Metazoa, Chordata, Actinopteri, Perciformes, Nototheniidae. The coding region runs from base 101 to 985 and encodes 294 amino acids. Gene Ontology annotation, cellular component: tetraspanin-enriched microdomain; membrane; immunological synapse.